UUUUGAAGAUACAGAAAUGUGUUCUUAAAGUGAACAUACACUGUGAUGGGUGCAAGCAAAAAGUCAAGAAAAUCCUCCAGAAGAUUGAUGGGGUGUUUACGACUGAGAUAGAUUCAGAGCAAGGGAAGGUCACGGUUUCAGGGAACGUGGAUCCAAACGUUCUCAUCAAGAAGCUUGCAAAAUCAGGCAAACAUGCAGAGCUUUGGGGUGCUCCUAAACCCAACAACAACAACAACAACAACCAUAAUAAUCAGAACCACCUUGCUAACCAGAUGAAGAACAUGCAAAUUGAGCACAAUGGCAAAGGUGGUGGUGGCGGCGGCGGCGGUGGCGGUGGUAACAACAAGGGUCAGAAGGCUGGGAAUAACCAACCCAAAGGUGGUGGUGGUGGGCAGAAUCCACAGCAACAGCUGCAGCAGCAGUUGCAGCAGCUUCAGCAGAUGAAAGGGUUUCAAGAUCUGAAGCUUCCUCAAUUCAAGGACAUGCAAAUGAUGGCCCCAAAUCAGAACCCCAAGAACAACAACAACAACAACAACAACAUGAAGCAAGUGAAGUUCAGUUUGCCUCCUGAGGAGGAUGAUUUGUCUGAUGACGAGUUGGAUGAGUUUGAUGAUGAUGAUGACUUUGAUGACGAAUUUGAUGAUGAGAUGGAUGAUCCUCACCACCCAUUGAACAAGAUGAAGCUCCCUAUGGGAAAUGGUGCUACUCAUAAUAUGAUGUUGAAUGGCAUCAUGAAUGCUCAGAAGGGUGGUGGCGGCGGCGGCGGAAAUGGAGGAGGCAACGGCAAGAAAGGCGGCGGUGGCGGUGGCGGUGGCGGUGGUGGAGGUUUGCCGGGGAGGGGUGGUGAGUGGAGGGUGUUGCCGGUGGGGCUAAGAACAGUUUGGGCAGGCAGGGGAUUUUUAGUUCCUACAACAACUUCUAGUGACAUGUGGCACCUGCAUUUGACAACUCAGCCUCCACCUGACACGUCAUCCAGACAACCUGUUGGCAACUGGUCACAGGGGUCGAUACGUUCACUAAUGUUGAUGGUUGAGGACAAAAACAAUGGUGGCAAGAAUGGAGGUCCUAUGCAAAAUGGAAACAAUGGAGGUGGAAACAAGAAUGGUAACAAUGGGCACCACGGCGGCGGUGGUGGCGGCAAUCCAAACAAUGGCAAUGGGGGCAAAAAGGGUAAUUCAAUGAUGGGUGAAGGUGGUAAUGGUGGUGGUGGUGGUGGUGGUGGUGGUACAACCAACAAUACAUGGCUGCAAUGA
Molecule: messenger RNA, 1253 nt
Organism: Arachis duranensis
Lineage: Eukaryota; Viridiplantae; Streptophyta; Magnoliopsida; Fabales; Fabaceae
Product: heavy metal-associated isoprenylated plant protein 33
Molecular function (GO): metal ion binding
Source: RefSeq, a predicted model, not a curated record